GCAGUGAGGAGCAUCAAAUAUUGUCCUAGUGUUCGUCAUACGUGAAAACAAAUUUUUGUUUUUUUUCACAUAACAUUUUUUUAAAGUCUCUUUUAUUUGAGACAAAAGAUGAGGGGAAAUCGUCUUGUGGAGUUUCCAGAUGACUUUUGGAUCCCCAUCCCUCUGGAUACCAAUAAUGUCACUGCCCUAAGCCCGUUUCUGGUCCCCCAGGAUCACUUGGGAAGCCCCACCAUCUUUUAUUCUAUGUCAGCAUUGAUGUUUGUCUUGUUUGUGGCUGGCACGGCCAUCAACCUCCUCACUAUUGCGUGCACACUUCAGUACAAGAAGCUCCGGUCUCAUCUAAACUACAUCCUGGUCAACAUGGCGGUGGCAAACCUCAUUGUUGCUUCUACGGGUUCCUCCACCUGUUUCGUCUGCUUUGCCUUCAAAUACAUGGUUCUGGGUCCACUGGGCUGCAAGAUUGAAGGCUUUACUGCAGCCCUUGGAGGCAUGGUGAGCCUCUGGUCUCUUGCUGUAAUUGCAUUUGAACGGUGGCUGGUUAUCUGCAAGCCGCUUGGAAACUUUGUCUUCAAGUCUGAGCAUGCUUUGCUGUGCUGUGCGUUGACUUGGGUUUGUGGAUUGUGUGCUUCAGUUCCACCUCUGGUGGGAUGGAGUAGGUACAUCCCAGAGGGCAUGCAGUGUUCGUGUGGACCAGACUGGUACACAACCGGCAACAAGUUUAACAACGAGUCUUUUGUGAUGUUCCUCUUUUGCUUCUGCUUUGCCGUCCCUUUCUCCAUCAUUGUCUUCUGUUAUUCUCAGCUGCUUUUCACUCUGAAAAUGGCAGCAAAGGCCCAGGCUGACUCCGCCUCCACUCAGAAGGCAGAGAAGGAGGUUACCAGGAUGGUGGUCGUCAUGGUUGUUGCUUUCCUGGUCUGCUAUGUGCCCUACGCUUCCUUUGCCCUCUGGGUUAUCAACAAUCGCGGGCAGACAUUUGACCUGAGACUUGCGACCAUACCCUCCUGUGUGUCGAAGGCCUCCACAGUCUACAACCCCGUCAUUUAUGUCCUUCUCAACAAGCAGUUCCGCUUGUGCAUGAAGAAGAUGCUGGGGAUGAGUGCAGACGAAGAUGAAGAGUCCUCAACCAGUCAAUCAACCACUGAAGUCUCAAAAGUCGGCCCUUCCUAAAUUCUUGUUUAUUUCUGACUCAUGCAAACAAAAAUGUAAAAACGAAACAUAGAAAAAUAAAUGUUUUUGUCAUUAUG
Molecule: messenger RNA, 1244 nt
Organism: Oryzias latipes (Japanese medaka)
Lineage: Eukaryota; Metazoa; Chordata; Actinopteri; Beloniformes; Adrianichthyidae
Gene: kfh-b
Product: KFH-B protein
Biological process (GO): G protein-coupled receptor signaling pathway; phototransduction; visual perception
Cellular component (GO): membrane
Molecular function (GO): G protein-coupled receptor activity
Source: RefSeq, marked provisional